AUUGGGGAUUGGGAUUGGGGACUUUCUUUUUGCUGACGCUGAGACGAAUAUGACCACGCAGAGACAAAAUAUUUCCCUCGCCUUGAAUUGGUUUCCUCCCUUGUUGGCUGGUCCCUGCUUUUUGACUCCUCCAUCACCUUAGUCUUGGUCCAUCCACUCCAUCAACGAGUUGAAGCUAUCCACUCAACAAUAAAGCAGGCAACCUACCAAAACGACGUCAACUGCGAAUCCGGAAACACAAAUCGAUAGACCUCUCCGAACAGAAACCGCAAUGACUUCCCCCCUCAACGCAACCCCCCGAAACCGGAGCUUUGCCUCCCAGCCCAAGCGCUCCGCCGAAGUCAUCGUCGUCGGCGCCGGCCUCAGCGGGCUCAACGCCGCCCACGAGCUGCAGCAGGCCGGCAUCUCGUGCCUCGUCCUCGACGCCCACGACAGCCUCGGCGGUCGUCUCCGGAACGGCGUCUGCGGUGCCUGGAUCGACCAUGUUCACCAGCCCCGCGCCUGGAACCUGGUUCGCAGGCUCGGCAUUGACAUGGUGGAGGAGAAGCUCGCCGCUGGGAAGAGCGUCGUCCAGGGCGCCGGGAGCUUUGAGCAUGGCAGCGUUCCCAACUUCUCCGAGGAUGACCGACGAUCGUACACCCGUGUCCGCGCCAACCUCGAGGGCCUCUCGCAGCGCGUCGAUCUCAACAACCCGACUCUAUGGCUCCCCAACUUCGGCUCCAUGAACGUCCGCGAGCUCGUCGUCUCACAAGGCGCCACGCCCGUUAUCAAGAAGCUCGCCGACGCCUGGACUGCCAGCAUCUUCGGCCUCACUGCCGAAGACGUCCCCGCCCUCUACUUCCUCCUCGUCUGCAAGACCGCCGGCGGCUUCCUCAACGCCAUCGGCCAGCCCGCCCGCUCUGGCCGCCGUUUACGCUUCCGCGCUGGUGCCCCGUCUAUCUGCGACGCUCUAUCUGAGCGCCUUGCGCCCGGCUCCGUGCUCCUGUCCCAGGCCGUCCAAUGGAUCGACCAGACCUCCAGCAACAAGGUUGUCCUAACCACCGAAGCUGGCGAAGUCUUCCAGUGCUCCCGUGUCGUCCUCGCCGUCCCUACCGCCUCAUAUCGCAAUAUUGACUUCAGCCCUGCUCUUGGUGAGCACAAGCAGUGGAUGCAAGAAUUUAAGCAGUCCGGUUUCCAUGCCGAGGUCGUCCUGGCCUAUGAGAAGCCCUGGUGGCGCGAACAAGGACUCAAUGGCUUCGCCCAGAGCGUCGACGGCCCCGUCUGGGAGACGCGGGACUCAUCAUGCGAUGCCGUUGGCCUGUACUCGCUAACUUGCGUGGUUGCGGGCGAAGCCGGCCGCCAAUUGUGGAAUAUGUCCGAGAGCCAACGCCGCGAGACCCUCGUAGCCCAUAUCAGCGAUCUAUUCAGCGAGUUUAACCCCUUCCCGGACCCCAUGGAAAUAAUCUGGUCCGGAUUUGAACCUGACAGCAAGAUUCGACACGUCCCCUGCCCUGCUCUCCCCACCUGUUAUGUGCGUGACCUCGCACAGGACCAGUGGGCGAUUGAAGACAGGUUACAUUUCGUGGGCUCCGAGACUAGUCAUGUAUGGAGAGGCCAGAUUGAGGGUGCGUUGGCAUCAGGAAGCCGGGGUGCUGAGGAAGUUCUGGGCGUGAUGCGACCAGUCGCGCAGGAUCUUAUGAUUCCUAGGUUAUAAGACGGUAGCUUGUUUGUAAGAGGACGAAUAGGGUUGUACACAAAUCUUCCGUAUACCGAAUAGCCUCUAUCAGCUUCUCUACUAUCUCCGCAGACCCAAUGAGGCUGUGUUCCAACUGUAUCUGUGGUUGCUUAUCACGUUUGGAGGGCAGAUACUCCGGACUAUCAUACAAUAGCAAUAUACAUUCACUACCACU
Messenger RNA from Ilyonectria robusta, 1889 nucleotides. RefSeq lists its product as uncharacterized. The coding region runs from base 272 to 1693 and encodes 473 amino acids. The transcript has 2 exons. The record is from RefSeq and is a predicted model, not a curated record. Gene Ontology annotation, molecular function: oxidoreductase activity. Lineage: Eukaryota; Fungi; Ascomycota; Sordariomycetes; Hypocreales; Nectriaceae.